Messenger RNA from Ornithodoros turicata, 708 nucleotides. Its product is annotated as putative zinc finger protein 702. NCBI's taxonomy places the organism in Eukaryota, Metazoa, Arthropoda, Arachnida, Ixodida, Argasidae. The record is from RefSeq and is a predicted model, not a curated record. The transcript has a single exon. The coding region runs from base 1 to 708 and encodes 235 amino acids. Gene Ontology annotation, molecular function: RNA polymerase II cis-regulatory region sequence-specific DNA binding; DNA-binding transcription factor activity, RNA polymerase II-specific. Gene Ontology annotation, biological process: regulation of transcription by RNA polymerase II.
AUGUGCCUGCAGCGUCGCAAGCGCACGCUCGUGGGCAAGAAGAGCUUCAGGUGUGAUCUCUGUGGUUUUGAGUUCAACAAGAGGUACAAGCUGCGCAAUCACAAGAAAGCACACAUGAGUGCGGGGCUAUACCAGUGCACCUUCUGUCCUGCACAGUUCAGGCAAAGCGCGAUGCUGAAUCAUCACAAGCAAAAACAUACAGGCGAGAAGGCCUAUAAGUGUGACCUCUGUCCUGCAGGGUUCAGUCAUAGCUCUAGCCUGUAUGUCCACAAGCGGACACACACGGGCGAGAAGCCCCAUAAGUGCGAUCUCUGUCCUGCAGAGUUCAACAAGAGGUACGACUUACAGCGUCACAGGAGAACACACACGGGAGAGAAGCCAUACAAGUGUGACGUCUGCCCUGCGGAGUUCAGCCGCAGCUCGAUGCUGUUGCGCCACAAGGGGACGCACAUGGGGGACAAGCCCCAUAAGUGUGAUCUCUGUCCUGCAGAGUUCAGCGAGAGGGCGGACCUGCGGUCUCACAGGCGAACACACACGGGAAAGAAGCCAUACAAGUGCAAUGUCUGCGCAUUGGAGUUCAGCCACAUGAAGAGUCUGUCACAUCACAUGCGAGAACACACAGGCGAAAAGCCCUAUAACCCUGUAUCCACACGAGUCAGUUCUCUGCCGGCAGCAAGUCGGGAAGGAGUGAGAGGAUAUCCGACAUAA